Messenger RNA from Penicillium riverlandense, 621 nucleotides. RefSeq lists its product as uncharacterized. NCBI's taxonomy places the organism in Eukaryota, Fungi, Ascomycota, Eurotiomycetes, Eurotiales, Aspergillaceae. The record is from RefSeq and is a predicted model, not a curated record. The transcript has a single exon. The coding region runs from base 1 to 621 and encodes 206 amino acids.
AUGCACGCCAUCCACGAUGUGCUUUCAAGUACAGAGAGACUGGCCACUCCAGAAGUCGGGCUUGGUGACGCUUGGCCCGAGGCUGAACUGCUUGAGGACGCCGUCGCAGAAGAUGACAUGGAUGAGGACAUAGACGAGGACGUGGUGGAUGAGGACGUCAUGGAUGGGGUGGUGUUUGCCGUUGAAAUCUCCGUGGUGGUGGUCACGCUGGAGCUACUCGAAGUUGAGGUGGUAAUGAUUGGGCCACCGGGGUUGAUACUGAGCGAGGUCGUGCUUGUUGCGAUUGUACCCUCACAUUGGGGUUCGCCCAUCACUUCAACACACGCCGCACCCGUUGGGCAACAUCCUGUGCCCCCGGGACAGGCUUGUAAGGUCUCAGGGCAUACUAGCUCGUCUCCUCGCGGGUGCAAAUUUCCAGGGACUAGAGCCGCCCGUGGGAAAAAAUCGGCAUUGGAAAAUUGGUGGAAUAGGCAACUGGCCAAAGCCAGGAGCACUGGGCGAUACAUGAUGGUUUGCUGGUGGAAUAAAAAAGAUCAAUAUUCUCUCGGUCGUGGCAAGUGGCUCAGAAUAUACCCACAAUAUUCUGUAAAGUACAAGUUCGGAGAAGGCAGUGUGAAGUGA